Messenger RNA from Penicillium alfredii, 2511 nucleotides. RefSeq names its product leucine-rich repeat domain-containing protein. Gene Ontology annotation, molecular function: protein kinase binding. The coding region runs from base 1 to 2511 and encodes 836 amino acids. The transcript has a single exon. Gene Ontology annotation, cellular component: cytoplasm. NCBI's taxonomy places the organism in Eukaryota, Fungi, Ascomycota, Eurotiomycetes, Eurotiales, Aspergillaceae. The record is from RefSeq and is a predicted model, not a curated record.
AUGGAGAAACUAAACAAUGAAGAUGGACAACUUUUCAUCAAGGUUGGUCCUGACCCACUGUGGUUACUCUUGCCAUCCAUAUUCUCCCCGAUCACUAACCGGUCUUGCGAUGCUUUGCAGAACCUCGCCAGCUUUGUUCGCACCCACGAAAAAGCGCUCGCCAAUGCCUUGCAGCUUCGGCGCCAGCCUAAAAACAAUGCACCCCCACAAUCUUCCACCAACUCUCCCACGAGCUCGGGGGGCACCUUGUCCUCGACAUCGCUGACUCUCGCGGCGGCCUUGUCCUUUGGGGCGCUCAAGUUCACCUCGCAGAACAUCAAGCCCGCCAAACUCACCCUGACCCCCCACCAUCUGUUCUAUCUCCUCUCCCGUUUCGAGGAACUCUCCGUUGCCGUGGGCCCCAUGAACGUCCGGCUGGAGAAUAUCCACACUGAGGUCUCCCAGUCCUAUGUUUCCUUCCUCAAUAAGCCCCAGCGGUCCAAGGGCGAUCGGGACUCGAUCCAUUCCGUAUCCAGCGUUCGUAGCGUCAUGUCCGGUAUGAGUGGCCUCUGGUCCUCGUUUGGCCUGGGAUCCAAGGACUCUUCCUCCAAAUCGGACAAGGCCAAAGCCGCCCUGGAAGCGGAUCUCAAGUACCUCUACUCGGCCUUUACUAAAAUCCCUUGCCUGCGCCUGGCUCCGGACCACCGCGCCCGCCUGAUCCGCGGUUAUGAAGAAUUUCCUUUCGACACGGCUGUGCCGCUGCAUUCUUUCAAAAAUUUGAGCGCUUUAGAGAUCAUUGACAUAGACUACCGCUCCUUCUACGGCUGGGACCGACUGUCCGAGCAACUGCGCACCCUGUCCAUCAAACGAGCUCAUCUAGACGACCCGGCCGACCUUCUCACGAGGAUCGUGCUGGAUGACAUCGAUAAGCGUCGACGACGAUCGGCCAAGUCUCAACAGUCACCCUUGCUGGGAUGGAACAACACUGUCAAUACGCAGCCAGUAAACUCCCCCGAUCUCGCCAAUUCCUUCUCGGCCCCCGGGUCCCCGGUCGUCGAGACCGCGCUGGGAACCAGCAGCAGCCCCAAGGCGACUCCAAUGAUGCGCGCCGGGUCGGAAGGUGGCAAGAUUCGUGCGCGCGCCGAAAGCAUCUCGCCCACUCGGCCCGCAACGAAACAAAGUCACCGUCACAAUCGUGGCCAACGCAUUCGACGGACGGGCUCCGGGAGUUCGAAUUCGAGCGAGACUUCCGGUGGAUAUCGAACUGGCAGCUCCUCAACCCUGCUUGCGGGCGUUCUCCCGCCCUCUAAAUGGCGAUUCCUGCGCCACCUCGGUCUCCCCGAGAACUCACUUACGUCGAUUUCCACUGCCAGCUUGGCUCCCGUGGCCAGCACCCUCAACUCGCUGGAUCUGUCGUCCAAUCUCUUGACUGAGAUCCCAGACAGUCUGACAUCUCUGAUGGCAUUGCGAGCCCUUAAUCUGUCGCAUUGCAUGAUCGAGUCCCUGCACUCGCUGUCCCGAAACCCCCUUCCUGCUAUCACUGCUUUGAACCUUCGCGGCAACCGGCUUCGCUCCCUGGCAGGCAUUGAAAGAUUGCUUUCGCUGGAGAGACUAGAUCUGCGGGACAACAACCUCUCGGACCCGACUGAAAUGGCACGGCUCACCAGUCUCCCUGAGAUACGGGAGAUCUGGGUGUCUGGAAAUCCGUUCGUGAAGACACAUUCCAGCUAUCGCGUCGUGAUCAUGAAUCUCUUCCGUCGUACGCCAGGCUACUCGGAGGACAUCAUUAUCGAUGGCCGGGGCCCAGGCUAUACCGAGAGGAAGCAGCUCGUCGAGCGAGUUGCAGAGCCCGAAGGAGCACCCGUGGUGCGGUCCAGCGCCGCGGAUCAAUCGACGAUUGUCAACAAGCCACUGCCACCCACCCCGGCGCCCACCCAAGCGGCCUCGAAGUCGGCUUUCGUUGAGGAAGAGUCGCAUGCAAAGGCUCACAGGCGGAAUGAAAGUGACGGAGGAACCAAUCGCCGGAAGAAGAUCCAGCGACGCAGGAUCGUCGACCUUUCACACGACAAUCCGUUUAUUGCAGAUGGACUCGGCAAUGCGGGAUCUACACUCGCCCCAGUCCUUCCCACUCAGCAGAUUCAAGCCCCGACUAACCCAUCCAUCGUGGUCCCUGAUCAUCCGUGGAAGCUGGACAGUGGGACCCAGUCCGGGUCAUCCAGCAUUCAGAGCCCGGCAAAGAACCUGCACUCUCCCAGCCCUCCUCCCUUGCAGACUGCCGUAGUGCAGCCCGUUCAAAACAAGGACUGGGCACUGGAUGAAGAGCUUUGCCGGCAGCAGCUGGAGGCUCUGCAGCAAGGCAUGGGCCACCCAUGGCUCACUGUUCUGGGUGGCCAUCCCUGGGACAGCCCCCAGAAGCAUCUCACUACCCACCUGACCGGGACCGGCUUGGAUCACUCGGCUCUCCCAACCUCGCCUCUCACUCGUGCAAGCAGCCAAGCAAUCCUUAGUGGAGGCCAUGCCUUGGGCGGAUAA